AUGGUGAAUUCAGAGUUUAAGAAAAAGAAGGGUUUUGGAGCAAAAUGGGUUUGGGUUGUUGUUCCUCUUAUUGCUGCCAUUGUUGCAAUUGCGGUUUCUUCCAGAAAUUCUUCCAAAGUUUCUCUUGUUAGAGUCAUUGGGAAAGCGUGUCAGUGUGCUCGGGGUACACCGAAGUAUAGUGGUAUUGUGGAGGAUUGUUGUUGUGAUUAUGAAACUGUAGACCAUCUUAACAAGGAAGUGUUGUACCCAUCUCUCCAAGAGCUUGUGAAAACCCCCUUCUUUCGGUAUUUUAAGGCCAAGCUAUGGUGUGACUGCCCUUUUUGGCCUGAUGAUGGCAUGUGCCGGUUGCGGGACUGUACUGUAUGUGAAUGCGCAGAUAAUGAAUUCCCGGAGUCAUUUAAGAAGCCUAAUCGCCUUCCGUUGAAUGAUCUUGUUUGUCAAGAAGGAAAACCUGAGGCAGCUGUUGACCGUACCUUGGAUAGUAAAGCUUUCAAAGGAUGGACAGAAAUAGACAAUCCAUGGACUAAUGAUGAUGAGACUGACAAUGAUGAGAUGACAUAUGUGAAUCUUCUACUGAAUCCUGAAAGAUAUACCGGUUUCACUGGUCCAUCUGCAAGAAGGAUAUGGGAUGCUGUCUACUCUGAGAACUGCCCCAAAUAUCUGUCGCAAGAAUCAUGUAAGGAGGAAAAGAUUUUGUAUAAAUUGAUAUCAGGUCUUCACUCCUCCAUAUCAGUACAUAUAGCUUCCGGUUACCUACUUGACGAAGCUACGAAUUUGUGGGGCCACAAUCUUACAUUGAUGUAUGACCGAGUCAUACAAUACCCUGAUCGUGUCAGAAAUUUGUAUUUCACUUUCCUCUUUGUCCUGCGAGCAGUGACCAAAGCUGCAGAUUAUCUCGAGCAGGCUGAGUACAAUACUGGUAACACUAAUGAGGACCUGAAAACAGAAUCCUUGGUUAAACAGCUACUUUAUAACCCCAAACUUCAAUCCGCGUGUCCAGUUCCAUUUGAUGAAGCUAAGUUGUGGAAAGGCCAAAGUGGACCUGAGCUCAAACAAAAAAUUCAACAUCAAUUCAGAAACAUCAGCGCAUUGAUGGAUUGUGUAGGAUGUGAGAAGUGUCGAUUAUGGGGAAAGCUUCAGGUUCUUGGUCUUGGAACUGCAUUGAAGAUUCUCUUUUCUGACGAUGGUCAAGAAAACAUGGUUCAAACACUACAACUUCAAAGGAAUGAAGUAAUUGCAUUGAUGAAUCUUCUCAAUAGACUAUCAGAGUCUGUCAAAUUUGUUCACGAAAUGGGACCUACCGCGGAAAGACUCACGGAAGGGCAUCUUUUUGGCUACACAAAAGCUCUUAUUAGCUCCUUGAAAAAAAUUUGGUCUAGUAUACUUCAAACUUAG
This is a messenger RNA of Vicia faba (fava bean), 1395 nucleotides long. NCBI's taxonomy places the organism in Eukaryota, Viridiplantae, Streptophyta, Magnoliopsida, Fabales, Fabaceae. The record is from the annotation of a GenBank genome assembly.